UCUAUACAUAUGCAGUUGUAUCCAUCAAUACGCGUCUACAUAUCUUACAAAACGCAAUAUGAUAAAUUCUUCCACAUAUAAUUUUAGCAAAAGUAACAAAACAGCACCGGACGUCGAAGCGUUAGUAAAGGCUCUGCGAGAAGAGAAAAUGCGUAACGCUAAAUUUUCCUCACUAUUGGCUAAAAAAUCUACGCAGGCGAGUGGUUGGCUAGAAGAACCGAUUGAAAAUUCUGGGUUGGGAACAUCACCACGGGCAGCUCCAACUCCACUUCAUGAUCCAUUGCAAUUUUCUAACGAACCAUCCAUAAUAUCAACAAUGUCUUUCGCUACGCUUCAAAUAUCCGAGUGUAAGCCCAAAGAGGGGGAGGAUGAAAUCGAUAAAAAAACAUUCGUUCGUUGGAAGGAUCAAUUCGAAGCAGGAAUGCAUUUCGCUGGUAUUACUAGUGAAUACAUGAAAAUAAGCGCUUUCAAAAUGAAGGCAGGCAGUAAGUUGAUAGAUAUGCUCGAUAGUAUUCAGUCUAACAUCAAGUAUGCAAACGAAGAACUACGUCCAUACUCAAAUGCGAUUCAAAGAUUGGAGACGCAUUACAACUCACGGGACUACAUAUUCCUGCGGAAUCAAAAACUACGAUCGUCAACUCAAAAUAUCGAUGAAACAGAUUUGGCUUACGUUAAAAGAAUAAUCGAACUUGCUAAGCUAUGUGACUACAAUGACGAACAAAUGACUGAAAUAGUAGCAGACGUGAUUCAAUCGCAUGCUUUGAACGUAAGGAUUCGCGAAGCAGCAAGGAAAAUUGUACGUAAAAACGGUACUAUUACAAACUUAAUAGACAAGGUGCGGGAAUGCGAGAUCGAAAAGCUAAACGAAGAAAUAUUUAAAAAUAACCAUCAGCAAACCAGGGCUCCUGCAGUAGUAGCGGCGGUAUCACGCAGACCCCAAACUGGUUACGGAGCUCGAUCCGAAACAAUAGAGCGGGAUAACUGGAAGAACAUGUACGGACCUCAAAGACCUUAUCAACGAUCGGGGAGUAUGCAAAAAGGCAGAGGCAUGCAUAGAGCUAAUGCAGAUAAAAAUUCAGGCACACGACGACCGCAGUGCUGGAGAUGCACGAGCUUUUUCCAUACUCCAGGAAAUUGUCACGCUAUUGACAAACGCUGCCGUCGUUGUCAAUCCAUGGGCCACAUCGAACGCGCGUGUAACAAUUAUGCAGGAACAAAACGCCGCCCAGCAGAGGAAGAAGGACCGCACCAUCCAAAAAUACGGAAGAUCGCAGCAAUCACAAACGGCGAAGACAAUGUGAACGUAAUAGCGGAUGAGGACAAAGAAACCAUAAUCGAGAUGAGACAAACGGACGCCAGACACACAAACAAGGCAUUAUGCAGCAUUUUCUCCACUUGGGGCUUGCCUUUAAUACUCCAGAGCGAUAACGGGCCUCCGUUCCAGGGCACAGAGUUUGUAGAUUUCUGGGAGUCCAAAGGGGUGAGAGUACGUAAAUCCUUACCUCUGAGUGCACAAUCAAAUGGAGCUAUUGAGCGACAAAAUCAAGGGGUGAUUAAGGCCAUGGCCGCUGCUAAAGCCGAAGGAAAACACUGGAAGACUGCAAUGGAUGAGUAUAUCCAUACUCACAACACGAGGAAACACCAUUCUCGUUUAGGCAUCACACCAUUUGAGCUGUUAGUGGGAUGGCGUUACCGAGGCACUUUCCCGUGCCUGUGGGAAUCGAGGCAACCGCUGGACCGCUUGGCAGUACGAGAGGACGAUGCGUUUGCAAAACUAGUUAGCAAAACGUAUGCUGACAAACAUCGGGGGGCGAAAGAUAGCAAUAUAAUGGUCGGCGAUAGGGUGGUUGUAGCAAUUGUACAAAAAACAAAAACCGAUCCCACAUUUUCAAACGAAAGGUAUACUGUACUAGCCAGAGAUGGGGCAAAAGUUGUACUAGUGAACGAAAGAGGGACAAAGUUAACUAGGAACGUAAGCGAUGUUAAGCGUGCUCUAGAGGUAGACGAUCAAAAAGAAAGGCAACAGCAUAGCAAUAGUGAGACAUUGGAAUACUCUGAACCAAAAAUUGUUACACAAACGGCCGAAUCCAUUAAUAAUAGUCGAACAAAACGAGAAGUUCGCUUACCAGAGAGGUUUAAAAAUGCAGUUUUGUAUAAUAUUAACCAGUAAAGAGUAGGAAUCAAUUAGUCACUGAAAGCCAAGCCCACAAGUGGGUACAGGCAGGCCUUGACCGACAUCGGUUAUUGAGCCAAAGAAGGAAAAGAAAGAGUAGGAAAGGAGGAAGAUGUAGAGAAUGGAAAUAGCAUAGGAGGAGCAAAAGAAGAGAGAACGUAAAACUUGUACUAAAAACAUCAAGAAAGUAAUUAAUUUCACAUAGAAGAACGUAACCGGCUUUGCGACGUAACAGAGAUUUCAAAUAGCCGGCGAAUCAGAAGGAGACGGAAAUGGAGAAGCAGAGAGAGAUAGCAAUAUCAGGGCGAAAUAAAACCCAAACGUAGGAAACGUCAGGCAAGAAAAAUGAAGAAAACGUCAAAAGAGGAAACGAUUCAGUCUUGUGUUUAGAGAAGUCGAAGACAGACGUAAAGCUAGAACAAGCUUAAUAUAAAUUAAAGAACCCUUUUAAUAAGAAGGAACUUAUUUGAAAUAAAAAAAAAAAUGUCAAAAAGAACCUUAAAUCACGACAGCUAGGAAAGGUCAUUCUCCGUACAGGAGCUAGGUCGUUACCCUGUGACGUAUGACAGUUGUUGACAGGCAACGUUUCCAAUACACGCAUACGACGGUGUUGGAACGAAGUCCAACUGCCCGCUGCGCAAAGCGAUUGAAAAUUUCUCAGCCUCUCGUUCAAUGUAGGGUAAAUGUACCAAUAGUGGUGCAAUUUGUAGUGGUACCGAUGUGUUGUAAUGGAUUUAAAGUGUCAGGAAGGACAAUUUCUGAAUAUUUUAAGACAUAUGUUUCGGAAAAUGUUUUAUCUUCGCAAUCACAACCAUUUUUACC
Molecule: messenger RNA, 2995 nt
Organism: Anopheles coluzzii
Lineage: Eukaryota; Metazoa; Arthropoda; Insecta; Diptera; Culicidae
Exons: 2
Coding region: 59-2170 (703 amino acids)
Biological process (GO): DNA integration
Molecular function (GO): zinc ion binding; nucleic acid binding
Source: RefSeq, a predicted model, not a curated record